AUGAGGUUCACUGGUAUCAGCAAUGGUUAUGAUCGUGUGUGCGAUGAAGAAACGGAGGGAAACGCAGGCAGCAACCAAGAGACAAGUGCAUCCAUUCCAAUAAAUCCUCCUGAAUAUGACAGUUCUUUGAUUAACAAUGAAGCAAAUCUUUCAAAUUCAAAUAAUAGAGCAAUGGAGCAAAUGGAUCUGGAAGAUGCUCCUCAGGAAAACAAUUCCGAUGAGAGGCUGUUUGAUAAAAUGUUUCAUUUCAGAGACAGAAUCAGCAAUAAUAUCGUCGCUCCUGUACGGGAAAGGAUAGUGGAUCCUUUAGUCCAGGUGACCUACAUAAUUUCCGAAAAGAUUGAUUAUUAUUUGAAUAAGGUAGGAAAUCCUUUAAUUCUUAGGCGGUUUUUCUACGUUUUUUUGAUGUCAACAAUAGCGUACUUAGUAAUGUCAAGUGGAUUGAUGCCAACUGAGCGCAGUACAGGAACAAAGGGAAUGUUCUCCGAUUUCGAUAUUCUCUUAGACUAUACUAAAGCAGAAGUGGACCUUUCCAAGUUAGAGACAGACUUACAGUAUCUAAGCAGUAUGCCCCACAUGUCAGGAACGCAGGGCGACUGGGCAAUUAGAAAUUAUGUUGCAGAAUCAUUUUCGAACAAUAAACUAAAAUUUGUAAAAGAGACUGAGUUCACUGCCUAUUCAAAUUACUAUAAUGAGGCCUCUUUGAAAGCUGUAAAAAAUGGAGGCGAGACUAUAUUUGAGUUAACAGAGAGUAAUUUCAACCCAUCUUGUACCAACGGCGAAUUAAAAAAUAUGAAUUUGAUUUAUGGUAACACGGGCUCUAUGGAAGAUUUACAUAUUUUGAAGGAGCUUGGAAUGUUAGAUGAGGACUUUAUUCUUUUAGUUCAUUAUGGUAAGGUUGUCAGCGAGCAGAUUCUUUUGGCUGAAAAAUUUGAUGCAAAGGGAAUACUUUUUAUUACUGAACCUUAUGGUGAUGACAAGGAUGUUGUACAAAAGAAGUCAGUCGCCAUCCACCAAUAUUGGACAGGUGAUGCUUUAACACCGGGCUGGUACGGUGGUGUACUUCCUGAGAUUAAACCACAAGAGUCAAAGAGUUUACCACGUAUACCGUCGUUACCUUUAUCAUGGAACCAGGGAAGCAAGCUUCUAUCGCUUUUGGGUGAUACUGGCUUUAAGUGGAAAGAAAAUGAGUAUAGUGGUGAACCAGGAGAGAAAAGCGUUCGCAUUGAUAUGAAAGUAAAUGCUGCGACGAGAAAGAAACACCCUGUGCACAAUGUUAUUGGUAAGAUUGAAGGCAGGGAACAGAAUGAUAAAGCUAUCAUAAUUGCUGCCUCAAGAACCAAUGGUAUAAAUGGUGCCACCUAUCCCGCUUUUGGAACCGCUGUGCUACUUUCACUUAUACAAUCGUUCCAAGAAUUGAAGUAUAAGUUCGGUUGGAAACCUUUAAGAAAUAUUUAUUUUAUUUCAUUCGGUGGAUCAGAAUUCAAUUAUGCAGGCGCGACAGAGUUAUUAGAGCAGCAAUUAAUAACGAUCAAAAAUGAAGUUUACUCAGUACUAGAUAUUAGUCAGCUAGGUCUAGUCUCAAGCGAUAAAAAAUUGGACGUCCAGUCUCAUCCUCUGUUGCAUAAUUUCUUUGGGAACCGCCAAGAUUCGUUCGGUUUUGACGUCUCUGUAAGAAAUGUUGAACAGUACGGUGACUGGACUCCUUUUAUGGCAAGCGGAAUUCCUGUAUCGGUUCUCUCCACGCCAGAAAUUUUAGAUUCCAAACCUCCCAUUGAUACUUCCAAAGAUGUCUUUGAAAAAUUCAAGAAAUUACUAGAGAGCCCAGAUGUGAGGCAAAAAACAUCUGAUUUGAUCCUUUAUAUUUUCAAAUCUUCUUUAAAGCUUGCGGAUAGCCCAUUAUUGCCAUUUGAUAUUACAGAUUAUUUGCAAAAUUUGGCGGAUCAGUUUAGGAGUUUGGCUGGUAAGUUUGGAAACGAACUCAAUUUUGUAGGUGCCCAAAAAGCACUAUUAUCCUGGCGCGCCAUUGGAUUAGAAUGGUCUGCCUGGAGCGAUGGAUGGCGAAAUAUUGUUUAUAAUAGAGAUGAGGGACUUGAACCCUCAUUGCUAUCAGUUCAUAGAUGGACGUGGAAUAAAAAACUUUCCAACAUUGUCAGAAGACAAUGUUCUGCCACUGGAGUCCCACAAAGACAAUUCUACAAAAACAUUAUUUUUGGACCCACAUUGUGGGCACAAGAUACUGUUCCUGAAUCCUGGGUAUUUCCGGGUGUUAGGGACGCAACUUCAAAUGGUGAUUGGAACGCUGCUCAACAAGAGCUUGAUGCAGUAAUAAGAAUGCUAGAAGAAUCAGCAGCUCUUUUCAUGGAGGAGACCACUGAUGUUGGUAACUAG
Molecule: messenger RNA, 2391 nt
Organism: Zygotorulaspora mrakii
Lineage: Eukaryota; Fungi; Ascomycota; Saccharomycetes; Saccharomycetales; Saccharomycetaceae
Exons: 1
Coding region: 1-2391 (796 amino acids)
Molecular function (GO): carboxypeptidase activity
Source: RefSeq, a predicted model, not a curated record